UGGCACAAUACUGAGGCUCAGGCUCAGAUGUACAAUUCUCUUCUCGGAGAUCAGACCCUACGAUCCACAGGCAUCCCCAACCUGGAUUAUAUUUCCCUGCUGUAUGGACUAAAACCAAUUUCUCUUCCGUUUUUGUUCACAUGGGUGGAAUCGUGCUGCUAAAACGGAAUAACACGCUCUAUUUGUUGUGCUACAGAGAUAUCGACCAGAACAAUGAAACGGCAAGUACUGUUGCUAAUCGCCAUCUUUUGCCUGCGUCCUGUGUGCGGACAGGUCAGCUACUCAAUUCCGGAGGAAAUGGCAAAAGCCUCUUUGGUCGGUAACAUUGCACAAGAUCUAGGUUUAGACGUCAAACGGCUGCGGUCCGGUAAAGCUCGUAUUUACACGGGAGACAGCGCUCAGUACAUCGAGCUGAACAGAGAAAGGGGAGUCCUCCUCGUUAAAGACAAAAUAGACCGUGAAGCGCUCUGCAGACAGACAACGCCUUGCGCUCUGCAUUUCCAAAUUACGUUGGAGAACCCGUUAGAAUUAUUUCCGGUUACUGUAGAAAUCACUGACAUUAAUGACAACGCUCCACUUUUUCAAAAGGAGGAGAGGAGAUUUGAAAUAAGCGAGUCUGCCGUCAUCGGCUCUAAGUUCUUGCUAGAGAAAGCGAUUGACCCCGAUAUCGGAGUAAAUGGUCUUCAGACAUACACUCUGAAGCCGAGUGAAAAUUUUGCGCUUAAACUGCAUUCUCAGUCCGAUGGAAGCAAAAAGGUAGAAAUGGUUUUACAGAAGCCUUUGGACCGAGAGAAACAGGAGCACAUAGCGUUAGUGUUGACUGCGGAGGACGGAGGAGAACCACAGAGGACAGGAACGAUGCAGAUUCACGUGACUGUGUUGGAUGCAAACGACAAUGCCCCUGUCUUCAGUAAACAGGUUUACAAAGCAAGUAUUACAGAAAACUCCGCAAUAGGAACACUCGUUACUAAGGUCAGUGCUUCAGAUGCAGACAAAGGCUCAAACGGAGAGGUGACAUACGUCAUCGGGAAUAGCAUGGAUACCGUUUCAAAAUUAUUUCACAUUAAUAGUCAAGGUGAGGUGAUACUAGAUGGUGCAAUAGACUAUGAAAAAGAAAAACAUUAUCACAUCGACAUAGAAGCGGUCGAUCAGGGCGGACUCUCAGAUUCAAGUAAGAUAAUUAUUGAUGUAAUUGACGUGAACGACAAUAGCCCUAUUGUAAAUAUGAUAUCAACAUCAGGCUCAGUACCAGAGGACUCGGCCCAAAAAACUGUAAUAGCUCUAAUGAGUGUUAAUGACCCUGAUUCUGACACUAAUGGCAAAGUCCAAUGUGUAAUAAAUGAAAACAUGCCCUUUGAAAUUAAAUUUACCUCUAAUAAUUUCUAUAGCCUACUAACAGACAGUGAAUUAGACCGAGAGAGAUCCUCUGAGUAUAAUAUCACAGUGACCUGCUCUGAUGAGGGCGUGCCCUCCCUCUCCAGCAGCGUCACUCUCACUUUACAGAUCUCUGACGUGAAUGACAACGCACCUGUCUUUGAGAGGAGCUCAUAUGAGGCCUACAUUGUAGAAAACAACACACCAGGUCUCUCUGUAUUCACAGUGAAAGCCAGAGACGCUGACUGGAACCAGAAUGCCCGUGUUUCUUACAUACUGGAGGACUCCUCUGUUAACGGAGUCCCAGUCUCCUCGUAUGUGUCCGUUAGUGCUGAUAGUGGAGUCAUCCAUGCAGUGCGCUCUUUUGACUACGAGCAGAUCAAAGAUUUUCACUUCCGAGUCAAAGCUCAGGAUGGAGGCUCUCCUCCACUCAGUAGUAACGUGACUGUGAAAAUACUGAUCCAGGAUCAGAACGACAACCCACCUCAGGUUCUGUACCCAGUUCAGACUGGUGGCUCUCUGGUGGCUGAAAUGGUGCCUCGUUCAGCAGAUGUGGGCUAUCUGGUCACUAAAGUGGUGGCUGUUGAUGUGGACUCUGGACAGAAUGCCUGGCUCUCCUAUAAACUGCAGAAAGCCACAGACAGGGCGCUGUUUGAAGUGGGCUCACAGAAUGGAGAAAUAAGAACUAUCCGCCAAGUCACUGAUAAAGACGCAGUGAAACAAAGACUGAGUGUUAUAGUGGAGGACAACGGGCAGCCCUCUCGUUCCGCUACAGUCGUUGUUAACGUGGCGGUGGCGGACAGCUUCCCGGAAGUGCUGUCGGAGUUCACUGACUUUACGCACGACAAGGAGUACAACGACAACCUGACUUUUUACUUAGUGUUGGCUCUGGCUGUAGUCUCCUUCCUGUUCAUCACGUGUGUAGUGGUUAUUAUCUCAGUGAAAAUCUACAGAUGGAGACAGUCUCGCAUCCUGUAUCACUCCAACCUCCCUGUGAUUCCAUAUUAUCCACCACGUUACUCAGACACUUUGGGGACAGGGACUCUCCAACACGUGUACAAUUACGAGGUGUGCACGACGACUGACUCCAGAAAGAGUGACUGUAAGUUCAGCGGAGCUGGUAGUCAGAACGUGCUGAUAAUGGACCCGAGUUCUACAGGGACAAUGCAGCGGAUACAGAGUGAAAAGAGCAUCCUGGACGAACCAGACUCUCCUCUGGAGGUUAGACCCUGA
This is a messenger RNA of Pleuronectes platessa (European plaice), 2607 nucleotides long. Its product is annotated as protocadherin beta-16. NCBI's taxonomy places the organism in Eukaryota, Metazoa, Chordata, Actinopteri, Pleuronectiformes, Pleuronectidae. Gene Ontology annotation, cellular component: plasma membrane. The transcript has a single exon. The coding region runs from base 214 to 2607 and encodes 797 amino acids. Gene Ontology annotation, molecular function: calcium ion binding. The record is from RefSeq and is a predicted model, not a curated record. Gene Ontology annotation, biological process: homophilic cell-cell adhesion.